This is a messenger RNA of Polypterus senegalus (gray bichir), 3381 nucleotides long. It is a transcript of the gene taf6, whose product is annotated as TAF6 RNA polymerase II, TATA box binding protein (TBP)-associated factor. The transcript is spliced from 15 exons. Gene Ontology annotation, cellular component: SLIK (SAGA-like) complex; SAGA complex; transcription factor TFIID complex. Gene Ontology annotation, biological process: transcription initiation at RNA polymerase II promoter; RNA polymerase II preinitiation complex assembly. The record is from RefSeq and is a predicted model, not a curated record. The coding region runs from base 400 to 2409 and encodes 669 amino acids. NCBI's taxonomy places the organism in Eukaryota, Metazoa, Chordata, Cladistia, Polypteriformes, Polypteridae. Gene Ontology annotation, molecular function: transcription coactivator activity; RNA polymerase II general transcription initiation factor activity; protein heterodimerization activity.
GGUCAUGACAGAUCAAUUAAUAAAAACAUUAGAGUAAAAAAGAUAACGGAUUUAAUCAUCUAACAGAAGUUCUUCCAAAAAAACAAACUUAAUAUUUGAUUUAAUCAUUAGUCGCAUAACUUUGGUCAUAUUUCCUGUUUCGUGUCUAAGACAUUUUAGUCCUUUUCCCUGCCCAGACCUGACAGCUUGUGCAUACACAGUGAAGAUGGCGCCGUUGGGAGAAGCUGGGCUGCACUGUACUGAGGGAGAGUGAGAGAAGACGGCUGACGGCGGGAGGGAAAGUGAGACAGGAGUCGAAACUGCGAGAACCUCGGGGAGCAAGAACGCUGCAUUCGUCGGCGCUCCCACAAGGUGGAAGCUUGAUGCUUCUCUGUCUGUGGGAGCUUUAGCCCAGUCACCAUGGCCGAAGAAAAGAAGCAGAAGCUUACCAACACCCUCCUCCCCACAGAAUCAAUGAAGGCGAUAGGGGAAUCGAUUGGAUUGUCUCAGAUGCAGGAGGAGACAUGUCAAGUUCUGAGUGAGGAAGCCAGUUACAGAAUAAAGGAGAUUGCCCAGGAUGCCCUAAAAUUCAUGCAUCAUGGGAAGAGGCGGAAACUGAUGACAAGUGACAUUGACUAUGCAUUGAAGUUGAAGAAUGUUGAGCCCCUAUACGGGUUUCAUGCCCAGGAGUUUAUCCCCUUUCGCUUUGCUAGUGGAGGAGGUAGAGAGCUAUAUUUUUAUGAAGAGAAAGAGGUGGAGCUAAGUGACAUUAUCAACACUCCACUGCCUCGGGUACCACUGGAUGUAUCGCUGAAAGCUCAUUGGCUUAGCAUUGAAGGUGUCCAGCCUGCCAUUCCAGAAAAUCCACCUCCAGCUUCAAAGGAGCAACAGAAAGCUGAGUCAACUGAGCCACUUAAAGCUGUGAAACCUGGACAGGAGGAGGUUCAAAUGCAUAACAAAGGACAGGGGACAGCAGCCACUGAUGCAAAGGGCAAAGACCAGAAAAAGCUGAUAGAGGGCAGCGCAAUGAAGUUGAAACCGCGUAGUACCCACGAGCUGUCUGUUGAACAACAGCUAUACUACAAAGAGAUCACUGAAGCCUGUGUUGGUUCCUGUGAAGCUAAACGAGCUGAAGCUUUGCAGAGUAUUGCCACUGAUCCUGGACUCUACCAGAUGCUGCCUCGCUUCAGCACAUUUAUCUCUGAAGGGGUACGAGUAAACGUUGUUCAGAAUAACUUAGCCUUGCUGAUAUACCUGAUGAGGAUGGUCAAAGCUCUGAUGGACAACCCAACUCUGUAUCUUGAAAAAUAUCUUCAUGAGCUCAUUCCUGCUGUUGUCACCUGCAUUGUUAGUCGACAGCUUUGUCUACGACCAGAUGUGGACAACCACUGGGCUUUGAGAGAUUUUGCGGCUAGACUGAUGGCACAGACAUGCAAGACAUUCAGCACAACAACUAACAACAUUCAGUCUAGGAUUACUAAAACCUUCACUAAGAGUUGGCUAGAUGAAAAGACACAAUGGACAACACGAUAUGGUUGUAUUGCAGGGCUGGCUGAGCUGGGGCCUGAUGUUAUAAAAACUCUCAUUAUCCCUCGGCUACAAGUAGAAGGUGCUCGAAUUAAAGCGGUACAUGAAGGGCCAGUUGUGAGCAACAUUGACAAGAUUGGAGCCGACCAUGUGCAGAGUCUUUUGCUUAAACAUUGUGCAUCGGUAAUAGCCAAGCUGAGAUCACCCCCAGACAACCAGGAGCAGUAUCGGGCAGACUAUGGCUACUUGGGCCCAAUGCUUUGCACUCAUGUGGUCAAAGCUCGUUCACAAGCAGCUAUCCAAGCUCAGCAAGUCAACAGGACCACUCUGACCAUAACACAGCCAAGACCCACUUUGACUUUGUCACAAGGUGGUCAGCCUUCCAGUACUUCAAGGACUCCUAGCAUCAUCAAAAUGCCAAACUCCAUCACUCUACCCAUGCAGACACUUGUCUCUGCUCGACCGUCAACUUCUACCCAGCCAUCUCCCCCACCCACCAAGUUUAUUGUGAUGUCAUCAAGUUCGGGUAGUUCAUCCACCCAGCAGGUUAUCACGUUAAGCAGUGCGCAGUCUGCACCAACCAGCACAUCCCCUGUAACCACAACUGUGCCCAGUCUACAGCCGCUAGUCAAACUGGAGCCUGGAGGGUCACAAGGAACUGGAAAUGCUGUGACAGUAGGGAGUGGGGUCUCCCGCACAGUACAAAAAUACAUUGUUGUUUCUUUGCCAUCUGCUGCUGAUGGCAAAUCUCAGAACACAAUGGGUCAACACCAGCUGUCACCAUCAUCCAGUGCUGCACUGGAGGCAAAUGCUGUGGGAUCUUUGAACAAUGCAGUCACAGUCAAGCUGGAAAGACCAGAAAGCCCAAGCAAUGGAAACCAGUCUCCACAGCCUUCUCAUUGACAGGCGGACAUUGAUUUUGAGUAGAGGGCUAACGUGACUUCCUUAAAGCAUCAAAGCUUUGCAUUCUAUUUCUCGCUUUUUUUUUUUUUAUUAAAGUAUGCUGUGUUUUUAUUUGCCUUGCAUCUUUCUACCUCCUGCAUGAAUAUGACAAAUGUCUUAACAUGAUGUUUUAAAGUAUAAAGGCUCCAGCUCCCAGUUACAAUAGAACAGAAAAUGCUUAUUGAAAAGGGUGGUUGAUAUGUUGAGCACCAGUAACUAAAUUAAUCCAAGACCAUCACCGUCAACGAUAUGUUUUUUUUGGAAGUGGGCAUGUGCUGUAUGUGAGUUAAAGCGUUUAAAUACUAUGAUAUCUAUUUAUUAACUUCCCAGAUUUCAGUGAGUUGAAAAUUUUAAUCAAGUGCAAAAGUAUAGGCACUUGCUUCAAUAAUUUAGUUCAAGUUCAGUCUAAUCUGGAGGUUGUGUUGCUUGAACAAACAACUUAACUAAUAUAUGCCUUCAGGUUGGAUAUAACAUUCUGAAAAAUCAAAGGAAAUAAUUUGACCACAAGAAAAGGUAAGGAUGACAAAACUGUUUCAUUCCUGGUAAAAAAAAAAAUGAAAAAUCGUAACUACACUUCUUAAUACUAGACAAAACUAGAAUACUAGAACUAGAAUUGUCCUCAUAUACAGUGUUAUGCUGCAGGUUUACGGGGGUACCUUGCAUUGAAGUGUUGUUAGAAUCUGAGACUAGGAAGUUAAAUGUGAAUGACUGUCUUAAUUUGGAAUUACAAGGUAGAAAUACUUAUUGUGACAUUUCAUAAUUGGCUUCUUGAAUUACUUCAGUGCAGCAUAGGUGCUAAUGAUAUAAUGGUCUAUUUUAAAGGGAAUCAAACAUUUACUGUAUUAAUGUGGCUUAUUUCCUCUUUAUUAUCACAUGUAAAGUGAUAGAAACCUAGUGAAAUACCCUUUUGAAGCAUAAAGAAGAAAAAAUAUA